AUGCCACCAAAUUUCUUUUACUCGACAGCAAGGCUGACAAAUGACUUCAAUUCAAGAUAUUCCGUCCAGUGGGGAGAUCAAAAUAACAUUGGUAGGACUAUUAACAACAGGGUUACAGUACCAAAUGUUUUGACGAACGACCAAGUUUCAUAUAGUUCCGAACGAUCAAGUUCCCAAGUUCCUAAUAAACAACAUGAAAACAAUAUAGAUCAAGCCAAAAGUGUAAAAGAACAAACGAAUAACAUCGAAGAAUAUGAGGAAGAGUGGGUAUAUGAGGAUGUUUCUUCUGAGCCAGUUGAUGAUGAGGAGGUUAAAACGGAAGAAGUGCCAAACAUUCUCACAACGCCAACCUCUUCCGUUGAGGCAUUGAUAGAUGGAAUUGAAGGAGUUCAUCAGAAAAAUAAAAAGAGUGAUCAUAUUGUAUGUUAA
Molecule: messenger RNA, 429 nt
Organism: Meloidogyne enterolobii
Lineage: Eukaryota; Metazoa; Nematoda; Chromadorea; Rhabditida; Meloidogynidae
Source: the annotation of a GenBank genome assembly